This is a messenger RNA of Limanda limanda (common dab), 1368 nucleotides long. It is a transcript of the gene adra1ab, whose product is annotated as adrenoceptor alpha 1Ab. Lineage: Eukaryota; Metazoa; Chordata; Actinopteri; Pleuronectiformes; Pleuronectidae. Gene Ontology annotation, cellular component: membrane. The transcript is spliced from 2 exons. Gene Ontology annotation, biological process: phospholipase C-activating G protein-coupled receptor signaling pathway; positive regulation of cytosolic calcium ion concentration; cell-cell signaling. Bases 1 to 1368 code for a protein of 455 amino acids. Gene Ontology annotation, molecular function: alpha1-adrenergic receptor activity. The record is from RefSeq and is a predicted model, not a curated record.
AUGUUUCCUGCUGAGAACGUGAGCGUUUUCUCUUCUGCAGAUUUCUGUCCCAACUGCAGCUCCAGCACCCAGCCGGAGGUGGAUGUGAUCAAGGUGGUGGUUUUGGGCCUGGUGCUGGUGGUGUUCGCAGUGUUCGGGGUGCUCGGGAACAUCCUGGUCAUCCUGUCGGUGCUGUUCCACCACCACUGGCGCUCGGUGACCCACUACUUCAUCGCCAACCUGGCGGCGGCCGACCUGCUGCUGAGCUCGGCCGUCCUGCCCUUCUCCGCCACCUCGGAGGCCCUCGGCCGAUGGGUGUUCGGCCGCUCCUUCUGCGCCGUCUGGGCCGCCCUGGACGUGCUCUGCUGCACCGCCUCCAUCCUCAGCCUGUGUGUGAUCUCCAUCGACCGCUACCUGGCCGUCAGCUACCCUCUCCGCUACCCGGCUCUGGCCACAGGGCGGCGAGGCCUGACGGCGGUGGCGGCCCUCUGGGGACUCUCCGCAGCCAUCUCCGUGGGCCCCCUGUUCGGCUGGAAGGAGCCCGACCCGGAGGACGAGACGGUGUGCCGGAUCACGGAGGAGCCCGGCUACGCCUUGUUCUCAGCGUUGGGGUCUUUCUACAUCCCUCUGGCCAUCAUCCUGGCCAUGUACUGCCGGGUGUACACGGUGGUGAAGAGGGAGACAAACACCAUCAGGAAGGGCAGCAAGGGAGAAGGGGUCGAGACGGAGGGGGUGGUGCUGAGGAUUCACAGAGGACACGCCGUGCAGACGGAGAAGCCGGAGGAGGACGAGGAGAUCAAGAGGCAUAAACGCUGCGCCCUCUCCGUGCUGAGGCUGCUGAAGAUCACCCGAGAGGAGAAGGCGGCCAAGACUCUGGGCAUCGUGGUCGGGUGCUUCAUCCUGUGCUGGCUCCCGUUCUUCCUGGUUCUUCCCAUCGGCUCCAUCUUCCCGUCCUGUAAACCCUCUGAAACCAUCUUUAAAAUCACCUUCUGGCUGGGUUACCUCAACAGCUGCAUUAACCCCAUUAUCUACCCGUGCUUCAGCCAGGAGUUCAAGAAGGCCUUCCUCAACGUGCUCCGUGGCCGCUGCCUGAGAACCGCUUCGCCACCGGGUCACAUCACCACCCACUCCUCCAGCUCGGGCCCGGCGUCCAACACCUCCGACCCCUCGGCCCCGAGCAGCGGCUCUGCUUCCUCCUGGUGUUGCUGCACUUCCCUGUCACCCUCCUCACCGUCUGCAGGCGGUUCAGCUCCGGCUCGGACCUCACAGAUCCAGAAAAGGAGUCUGCUGAAGGCGUGGUGCUUCUCGGCGAGUCGAACUCCGGUACCGCAGACCAGAUCAGCGAAGGUCUUACAUCUUUCGCUCGGCGUUAAAGGAGAAGCUGUUUGA